Molecule: messenger RNA, 688 nt
Organism: Ipomoea nil (Japanese morning glory)
Lineage: Eukaryota; Viridiplantae; Streptophyta; Magnoliopsida; Solanales; Convolvulaceae
Product: putative cell wall protein
Exons: 1
Coding region: 62-466 (134 amino acids)
Source: RefSeq, a predicted model, not a curated record
CUCCCAUCACUUUGCUCAUCCUGCACUUAUCCACUCUUCUGUCUUCUCUCAAGCUUCAUCAAUGGCGGUAACCCUUCGUUUCAUCUGUGCUUUCCUUUCCAUCCUCGUACUUUCCUCUUCACACCCUGCAUUCGCAGGGCGUGGCAUGCCAAACGCCGACUCCAAGAACGUGGCGGACAAGAAACAGCCUGAGUUUCUUCUCUACGACGGAACUGUCCUUAUUCCUGGGUUUGGCCGUGUCGUUGUCCCUCACAAGAAAGUAGAUCCCUUUAACUAUAACCCCGUCACCGGCAGAAGUGGCGCUGGAACUGGAGCCAUCAACCCCAUCGACGACAUUAUUGGUAGUGGAAAUGCUGCCGCCGGUUCCACCUAUAUUCCCGGUAAUGAUGAUACUAUCAUCCCUAACCCCGGUUUCGAGGUCCCUGCGGCGGGUGGCGGCCUACCAACUCCGCCCGCUCGCCAUUGAUGACGUUAUCAGCUUCUUUCAUUUCUUGGUUCAUCGUUAAUUUAGUUUGAAUAAGCAGGCGUGCAUGGCGUACGCCUGGUUUAGGAUACUAAGCAUCUGUUUUGUUUUUUUUUUUCAUAGUUCAACUAUGUAUUAUUUCCGUUUAAGAUUGUAUUUUAGACAUGGUACCUUGUUGUAUGUUGAGUUAUUAUUAUCAAUAAAACUGUCUUGUUUAAUAUUUCA